AAUGCUCGUGGAAACGGCGCGCGGGGGAGGAGGACGCGCACCAUGAGGGGCGGAGCGCGUGCGUGCUGAGUUGGGACGGGUCGCGAGAAGCCGCUCCUGGCUCUGUUGCCGCGGCAGCUGCUUGGGACUUGUAGCCGGCAGCCGCUGCGGCUUGAAAAAAAGGGGGUCGCGCGGGGCGGGAUUCUGCCAGGCGAACGCAAGCCGGGAGCCGGGGGGCUUGCUCCGCCUCCUCGGGCCUAAGCCGCCCUGAAGAGCCGGAGACGGGGAAGAACUGGCCGGCCGGCCCCGGGGGAAGCGGAGACCGCCGGGGAAGAAGGCGGCGGCCCAGGGCCCGGCCGCCGCCCGGAACAAGAAGGAGGGGGGAGACAAGGGGACCAUGUCCUCGAGGAGUCGCAGCAAACUCUCUACCACCGAGCGCGUCAUCAAAGCUGUUCCUUUUCCUCCAACUCGGCGGCUCACAAUAAAAGAAGUAUUUGAAGAUGGUAAACCCAGACUUGAUAUCUUGAAAAACCACUUGGUGAAAGAAGGUAGACUAGACGAGGAAGCAGCCUUAAAGAUAAUCAGUGAUGGAGGUGCCAUUCUGAAAAGUGAAAAGACUAUGAUAGAAUUGGAGGCACCUAUUACAGUGUGUGGUGAUGUUCAUGGACAAUUCUUUGACCUGAUGAAAUUGUUUGAAGUUGGAGGAUCACCUAUUAACACACGCUACCUCUUCCUGGGAGACUAUGUGGAUAGAGGCUACUUCAGUAUAGAGUGUGUGCUGUACUUAUGGAGUUUAAAGAUUCAUCAUCCGAGAACAUUUUUCCUGCUUCGCGGCAACCAUGAAUGCAGGCAUCUCACAGAAUACUUCACAUUCAGACAGGAAUGUCGAAUCAAAUAUUCAGAACAGAUAUAUGAUGCGUGCAUGGAUACAUUCGAUUGUCUUCCUCUUGCUGCUCUCUUAAACCAGCAGUUUUUGUGUGUACAUGGAGGACUGUCUCCAGAAAUCAAUUCUUUAGAUGACAUUAGGAGAUUAGACAGGUUUAGGGAACCUCCAGCUUUUGGACCAAUGUGUGACCUGCUUUGGUCUGAUCCCUUGGAGGACUAUGGCAGUGAGAAGACCAUGGAGCACUUUAGCCACAACACUGUCCGAGGGUGCUCCUACUUUUACAGUUAUCCUGCAGUUUGUGAAUUUUUGCAAAGCAAUAGUUUGUUAUCAGUAAUCAGAGCCCAUGAAGCUCAAGAUUCCGGGUAUCGAAUGUAUAGGAAGAGCCAGACAACAGGCUUUCCAUCACUCAUUACAAUUUUCUCUGCCCCAAAUUACCUAGAUGUCUAUAACAACAAAGCUGCUGUACUGAAAUAUGAGAAUAAUAUCAUGAACAUCAGACAGUUUAACUUCUCUCCACACCCCUAUUGGCUUCCAAACUUUAUGGAUGUCUUCACAUGGUCUUUGCCUUUUGUUGGAGAGAAAGUCACCGAGAUGCUGGUUAAUAUUCUCAACAUAUGCUCUGAUGAUGAGUUGAUUUCAGAUGGUGAGGAGACACUGGAAGGAGCUGCAUCACUUCGUAAGGAGAUCAUCAAAAAUAAAAUCAGGGCUAUUGGAAAGAUGGCACGAGUAUUUUCAGUUCUUCGAGAAGAGAGGGAAAGUGUGCUGACUCUCAAAGGACUGACUCCUACAGGUACACUACCUCUGGGUGUCCUCUCAGGAGGAAAGCAGACCAUUCAGUUAGCCACAAUAGAAGCGGUAGAGGCACAGGAAGCAAUCCGAGGGUUUUCACCCCCUCACAAGAUCCGAAGCUUUGAGGAAGCUCGGGGCCUGGACCGGAUUAAUGAGCGCAUGCCCCCUCGAAGAGAUAAACCAUUCCCUGAGGGGCCAGUGGCAGUGCCAGCAAAUAUGGUGUCGAACACAAGCCGCUCAGGAUCCAAGAGCAGCUCAGUGACCAAGGGCAGCUCAUUGACCAAGGGCAGCUCAUUGACCAAGGGCAGCACAGCUAAGAAAAGCCAGUAAUGGCAGUAAGCAACUACUGUGGUACCAUGAAUGAAUCCAAAACUUAAAAACAUAUUUUAUUUAUUUAUUAUUGGAAAACAAAAACAAACUGAAACCUGGAGACAUGUUCAUGAUGCAGUCUGCAUUCUGUAAGAAAGGUGACCAUUUUGUAAAUUUUUUUUAAUUUAUGUUCAAUAUAAAAAGUCCCGUCUUUUUUCUUUUUUUUUUCCUUUUUCUUUGUAAAAAUUUUUAGAAAUUGGUCUAAUUGAUAGUAUACACAUGAAGUAUUGUGCUAUAGGUAAUGCCUGUCCAUCAUUCCCCAACCCUUUGUGUAAGAGGGCCUUUGGAAAUCACAACCCUGAGUUUCUGAUUUGAAUAAGUCAGCUAGACCUCUCCAUUUUUUGAAAAGAAUAUCUUUUAUUUAAGUUCAGCUACUUUUUGCUAGGUGCAUCUACUUCUUUAGACAUCAGUAUUGAAGGUCUGAUAGAUCGUGGUAAACUAAACCUGUUUCUCUGAUUGUGAAAAAUUUGAUUGGGGUUUAACUUUAAAGUGGAUAACUCCAAUCCUAGGAAUAGCUUAAGGUCCAUAAGGUAUAUUUACCAUAAUGGCCUACUUUCUUCUGGACUCCAGUUCUUUUAAUGUAAUUCUGGGAGCAAAAAAUCAUCAUCAUUAUCAUAUUAAAGGAUUUUCUUAGGAUUAUUUAUAUAACUUGUCAAUUGAAGAACUAGAGUGAUUGGUUUAAGUCUUCCCUUUAAGAUUUUGGGAGGGAGAAGUUUCUAGAAAAUCUCAUGUAGAGAUCAGCUAUCAUUGAAUAGACAUCUGCUUCCAUUUUCAUGCUCCAAAUGAGCUGCUAUAUUCCUUCAACAAAGAAAUAGUAUUUCUAAAUGUUUUCUAAAUGCCCUCUUCAAAACAUUUUUACAACUAAAAUCCUUUUCUCUAUUCCAUGAGUGUUCUUUUCUUCUCAGUCCUCCUUCCAGAGAUUCUCCUUUGUUUGUUUUUAAUAUUUUCUACAUUUCUGAUUAAAACUGGGACAAUGGAAAUUGAAUCUAGGGUUACAGGAAGCCCCUGUGAAAUGUAAACUUGGAUGAACAACUUUGGUUUGAUGAAUUUGAAAGAAAGAGGUUUUACCACACUCUGAAUUGACCAUUUGAAUUAUCUUUCAUAACCCUUGAUGAGUCAAACACUGUGUGAUCAUCAUUAGACAGACAGCUUUUCCUGUCUGUCUUCUACUUGCAAUAACUUUUGAGUUCACCAUCACCUGGUAAAUACAUUUUAAAGGUCCUUUAAGUGUCUAAUUUUGGUUGAGAAUGGACUCUGGUAUCUUGCUUUAAUAGCUAUUACCUGUCAGCCUUUGCUGGUUGAUACAUUCUCAUCAAUGCUUAAAAAAUGAAAAUUUCAGAAAUUCCAUUGAUUCACAUGUUGAGGCAGGGUCACCUCAACAUUGAUGCAAAUAUCUUAUACAAUAAUUACAUAUGUUGGCAGUUUUGAGGAUUUCAAGGGUAAGUGGGAGAUUACAAAGAAACCCCUUACUUUCACUAGGAAAUAUCCUGUUUUCCCCUAAUAUUUGUACUGAUUAUAUCCCAUUUUCUCCUUUAUAACAAUCAAAAGAUCAUCAGGGUGUAUUUGAUGAUUUAAUACCAUGGCAUGGAUUUCUCUGAUGGUGUAAAGAUGAUAGAAGUAGUCUAAAAAGGGAGAUAAAAGGUCUCUUUGUUGUCUCUGGAUUAGAAUUUUGUAAAGGAAUUGGGGAAGGACAUUUGAAAGCAAUAUCUUUUUUAUAUCCUUUGAGGAAGUUGAUCAACUGGACAAUCCUCAUACCUUUUUUCACAAUAUUGGAAAGGAUCACUGUCUUUGGGAGAGCUCAACUAAUAAAGUUGCAAAGUACAAUGAGAGAUUAUAUGUAUUUGAAAAUGAAAAUCAUUCACCCUUCCUCUCUUAUUCAUUAGGAGCAUAACCAUGGGAAACUCACCCCACAGAGGGCCUUAAGUCUUUGGGUAAUAAUUACUACAAAUACUGCACUUGUCUCUUUUGAAGAGGCUACCAUGAAUUGGGAGUCAUUCUUUUGCCAACUGUCAUGGAUAGGACAUAGUACUGAUCUCAGUUAUCUGAUUUAUUUACUGGUUAACAACAAUGUAAACAAGAAAAAGAUCUGAGUGAGUUCUUUAGCUCUUUUAGAGGUUAUAGUGGCUCUUGAAUGAAGAGAGCUGGGAAUUUGAUAGAAUAUUGAAGUUAAUUUCUUUUGGUGUCUACUUUGAAGACUCUAGAGCAGAGCCAUGAUGAAAUUGGGGGUUGAGUUUCUUUUUUCUGUAAAGUAAGGAUCUUAGAUAAUUCAUGUGCUGAUACAUGCAAUUUUCACUUUUAACCAUAACAGAUUGGUAGACCUACUAACUUGAAGAAAUUUUCAGUGAAUAGGAUUUUCUCUUCACUUCAUAUUUCACUCAGGAUAAUCCAUUUUAAACAUUUAAAGUUUCCAUCUAACAAAUUCCCAAACAGACCAAAUGAUUUUCUGCUUUAAUUUUCACAUUCUGUCAGCUUAAUUUUUGAGUUAGUAUUUAAAUAAUCCAGAAAACAAUCCAUCACUCUCCUCAAGGUGGUGGCAUUGCUCUUCUGUGACUAUAACAAGAAAGCUUUUUUAACAGGUUCUAGAAGAGGUGAACAGAUUUCCCUGUGACUUCUCUAGAAGAAAUGCUAUUAACUCUACUUCUCUAGGUAGGCAAGAUCUCCUUUCUUUGUGUGCUUUUAGAAGUGAAAUAUCAUAGGAAUCAAAUUCACCUUUUGGUUCUAUUCACAGUCUAUGAAAGAUCAAGUUUGAAAUAAAUAGAUAAUUUUUUCCCAAUAUUUUAUUUUAUUUAUAUGUAAAGAUAGUUUUCAACAUUAAUUUUUGUAAGAUUUUGAGUUUCAAAUUUUUUCUCCCUCUUUCCCUUACCUCACCCUUCCCCAAGACAGCAAGCAAUCUGAUACAGGUUGUAUUUUAAACAUAUUUCUAUAUUAGUCACAUUGUGAAACAGAAAAAAACACGAGGAAAAAAAAAAAGUGAAAAUAGAAUGCUUUGAUCCACAUUCAGUCUCCAUAGUUCUCCCUUGGAUAGGGAUGGCAUUUUCCAUCCCAAGUCCAAAUGGACAAUUUUUAACAGAAAAAUAACCUAUCUUUUUAAAAAAACAUUCGAUUUUUGAUCUUUGGUGAUAAGGCAGAGGGUGCAAUUACUUUUUUUAAAAAACAAUUUUAUACUAGGAUAAGAACAGCCUAAUUUUUUCUAAAAAUGUGAAAAAGAUGACAGGUAUUCUUCCAGGUGGACACAUAAGACAACUCCUGAGACAGUGGUAAUUGUAUUGACCAAAAGGGGGAAAGGUGUCAGAUGUUUAUGGCUGUUAGGCUUCAGAAGCCUGGCAUCAAUGAUUAUCAGUGUUUUCCAUAACUCCCAUAUAGACAUUACACAUAUUUGGUUUGUUUUCAUCAUGAGCCAUACUGUCACAGUGUGUCUCUCUAGCUUGAAUAGUCUUAAUUCUCAAAGUUAACAUCCCAGUAUUUUUCAAGAUGGAGAAAGAAAGGCACUUGUUUUGGCUAAUGUCUCUAUAUCUCUAAGAAGGAGACUUUUUAAAUAGCAGUAUAAUUUUGAGAUCUAUCCACUUUGGAAGUGCCCUUCCCAUCUCCCUCUUAUUUAAUUGAGUUAAAAAAAAAAUCCACUAAGACUACAGCUACUGUAGCUCAGAAGAUUAGUGAACCUCAAAAGAUUGUAACAAAAAAUAUAAACUUCAGUUUAGUUUAGAGGUGAGUAUAUAUCCAUCUAAUGAUUAUUACCUAUCAGUCUCUCUCUCUCUCUGAGAGUAUAGUAUAUUUGGAAUCUGUCUCUCUGACCAUCUUUAUUGUAAGCAAAAUUAUAGCUUAUAUCCAAGAUUUCUGACUAUAUAUUAUUUAGACUUUUUAAGUAUUAAUCAUCCACGUGGACAGGAGAAAGAACCAUAUCAUUAUGUAGGAUUUAAGUGGGUACUAGAUAGCAAACUUGUUUUGGAAGAAAAGGCGUUCACUAAGAAGACAUCAUUUGAAUGCUGGUACUGAUUGUGCUGCCCAGAGCAAGCGCAAGGCUUUAUGUCUCUCAACAGCCUGGACAAAGAAGAUUAUUUGUUAGAUUCGGUUGCGAAUGGUUCUGAGGUUCCCUCCUUCAAAUCCUCAGGAUGUCUUCUUAACAUUAGCGAUUCAUUUAUACCGACACACAGCCUUACUAUUGUCAACAAAUGGCACUCUGAAGUCUGUUCCUGUCCCUCUCAGAAUUCCCUAAACCUGUCUUUCUGCAUGUUACAGCAAAGUGCAUGUAAUAAGAAGGGAGCUUGCAAUGGGCUUGGGGAACAAAGGUAAAUUUUUAUCUUCUACUAGAGAACUUUUACACUGAUGCCAUCCCGAACACCCUUCUCAUUCUUUCUCCAAGCACUAUGAUCAGCAGGGAUUUUUCAGCCAGCUCUAUCCCAAGAGGAUCCAGAAUUUACCUGCUUAAAAGUAGUUUUUUAAGGUUCUCCUGAAUGAUGAAUUACAUGCCUGUUCCUUGGAGAUUGCCUCCUUUUUCCUGUUUUUGUUAUAUUAAUGACAGUGAUGGAAAAUGUUAUUUAUUGGCAGAAAUAUUUAAUGACUUUUUGUGAAUGAGGAAUGGAUUUGUUAGAACUGUCUUGCUGUAAAUUGGAAGACUUAAAGAGAAAAAAAGAGACAAAAAAAUUCCCAUCUUUAAGAUUAAACAACUUCACCGGC
Antechinus flavipes (yellow-footed antechinus) is the source of this 6697-nucleotide messenger RNA. It is a transcript of the gene PPP3CC, whose product is annotated as protein phosphatase 3 catalytic subunit gamma. The transcript is spliced from 14 exons. Gene Ontology annotation, cellular component: cytoplasm; calcineurin complex. Gene Ontology annotation, molecular function: calmodulin binding; calmodulin-dependent protein phosphatase activity. Lineage: Eukaryota; Metazoa; Chordata; Mammalia; Dasyuromorphia; Dasyuridae. Gene Ontology annotation, biological process: calcineurin-mediated signaling. The record is from RefSeq and is a predicted model, not a curated record. The coding region runs from base 377 to 1984 and encodes 535 amino acids.